AUGAGAACUUCUUUGGUUGUAUUGGGCGCUGUGGCAUACGGCGAGGUUCAGUGUGACCGUCGUGUAGAGUUGAUGAUAUUACAGGACGCGACAACGUCUUUUACGGAGUCUAACUUGGAGAUGUCUACUAAGGCUAAGCAGAUUAUUGAAGAGUUGAAUUCGAAGAUAGAGGGUAGUGUGCUGGUGUCUAUGGCGCGAUUUGCAGACAAGCCGGUGCCAUUCCGUGGGAAUGGUUCUGGUCGUGGUACUUUGGACUUGAUAGACUACUGUUACGAUAACGUGGAUACGUUUGCCUUGAGUUCUGAUUACAAACACAUCGAGACCGGUUACCAGAACACGUAUUACAACUCUUAUGCGGAGGGAGGUGAUUACCCUGAGAACGUAUACGAAGGUAUGAUGUAUGCGGCUAUGGACCCUAAGGUUAACUGGUCCUCCCCUGAUAAGGUUUAUGACGAGGCGGGACAGCAUAUCAUUAGAGUAUUAUUAACCAUCACAGAUGACUUCCCGCACUAUUUCGGGGAAGUUGCUAGUGGCGUUGAAUCUUGGAACCCGGUUGAGGGGGAUUCCUACACCUUCUGGGGACAGGAUUUCGCCGCCAUGGGCGCUUUCUACAGAGGUAGCGAGGUCAACUAUCCCCGGCUUCUAGAGCUUAAGGCCAAAGUCAAUAAUAAAUCCAUUAAUGAACAGGAACAGAAGGAGUUUGAUGCUCUACUUAAACUUAUGGGUCCUGAUUACUUUCCCCCUGCACCAGAACAUCCAGGCAGCUUCCAAGUCUUCCAGAAUUGCCAAGACUACGAGUAUCCCAAACUCGAACAAGUAGGACACGUCCUUAACACCCGCAACAUCUUCCCCAUCAUGAUCCUCUCCGAUCAAAGCUUCACUGACAACGGCGCCAACCGUUGCCUAGAACGCGGAAUCGAACUACCCACAGACAAUGACCUCUGGGCCUCUUGCCUCGAACAAAUCUACAACAUUGACCUCAACGAUGCCGGACUCUCUAACUACCUCAUAACUCACUAUCAUACAGACGUCAAUGAACUCGUCGCUAACAUCGUCAACACCGUCCAAAAAAUGACAGAAGACAUCACCUGUCCUGACCCCACCACCACCACCACGGCUGGACCCACCACCACCACCACGCCUGGCACCACCACGCCUGGUGAUCUCACUACCACCACCACGCCUGGUGAUCUCACGACUACCACCACGCCUG
Gregarina niphandrodes is the source of this 1213-nucleotide messenger RNA. RefSeq lists its product as hypothetical. The record is from RefSeq and is a predicted model, not a curated record. Lineage: Eukaryota; Apicomplexa; Conoidasida; Eugregarinorida; Gregarinidae. The transcript has a single exon. The annotation marks the transcript as partial.